Pyricularia oryzae 70-15 is the source of this 2850-nucleotide messenger RNA. Its product is annotated as DNA repair protein Rad7. The record is from RefSeq and is a predicted model, not a curated record. The transcript has 4 exons. Bases 509 to 2416 code for a protein of 635 amino acids. Gene Ontology annotation, biological process: SCF-dependent proteasomal ubiquitin-dependent protein catabolic process. NCBI's taxonomy places the organism in Eukaryota, Fungi, Ascomycota, Sordariomycetes, Magnaporthales, Pyriculariaceae. Gene Ontology annotation, cellular component: SCF ubiquitin ligase complex.
UAGCAGCUCAGUGUCAGUCUCAUUCCUGUCACGAUCUGCUGCCAAACUGACUGCAGUACAGUGCGUCUUGUUUCUGUGACGAUUUUUCAGCCCCUCUUUCAUUGCAUGACUUGGGGUGGCGACGCACGAUCAAGCUCUUUAUUCUCAUCAACAGGGUCACGUGCUGACGUGUGAUCUACGUGUUGAUUGGUAAACGGAGAUCGAGAACUAGCUCCGAAGCCCCGCGUCAUUGCCACCAGCUGGGUAGGCAGUCGACUUUACCACUUCCCUCCCUUGAUUUAUUCGAUUGUUGCCAAGCAGGCCUUCUCGUCUCUCUUUGAAAAUCGCUUGCAUAAUAGGCCUUCACAACUUCAUCAAUUGGGCCUGGAUGUUGACGUCCCUUUUGGACUCCUCAUUGCACCUUUUCAUACCUUGCCCAGGGGCAGAUCUUCUGUUCACGCAUGCUCUCUGCUGUGCGGCCUGUAUUGGAACUAGCGCGUAACUUGAGAGAGUUUGCAUCUGUGGCUUCAUGAUGAGUCGAUUCAACAGACAAAAUGGACGGGACACCGAGCCUCGGGCGCCUCGUAAUCAAAGGAUUGCUGGACCAACCUCGGCCUUGACCGACUACCUGGCAGCAAAUAACAUUUCUGCAGCAGAUAUUGCGCUUAAUCAUAGUCGACGACAACAAGCAGCACUCACAGAGGCCGUAGCUGCAGAGGCUGCCUCAAACAGGCCUCGAUCAACUAACCGUAAUGGGUCCUCACAACGCACAUCAACUUCUGGUCCAUCGAACCAGUCUGGCAACCUCCCCGGCGCCUUGACGAACGCUUCUUCUGUGGCCGCCCUCGCCGACGGUGUGAACCCCACAAUCUACAAGAAGAAGCUAACCAAGGCCGAGGCCAAGGCCAUAGAGCAUUACAAGACAACCGACGACUUCGCAAAUGCUAAGCAGUACUAUCAGGGCAACGUCGAGGAUGAGGAUCAACUCGCUCGCAUGUUCUACUUCACGGCCAAAAAGGCUGUCGGUCAGUUUGAGAACUGUGCCAACUGUGGGAAACGCUUUACCGUGACUGCUUAUUCGUCUGCGGAUCCUGGCGGUGGCCUUCUCUGCACUGCAUGCGGUAAGGAGCUGGCCAAGGAGGCUCCUAAGAAGAGGAAGCAAGCUGCAUCAGGUGGGCCCAUAGGCAAACGGAGAGCUGCACAAAGCCGUGUCUUGGACGGUACGGGAUCUAUCGGCGUCAAGAGUUUGGUGGAAAUUUGCAUCCAGCACCUGUCCAAAAACAUUGAGCUCGCAGACGAUCUCGGUGUUCUGCCAGAGCAUGUUGUCGACCGGAUUUCGCGCAUCUUGGCCAAACGCCGCAAGUUUAACUCAGAGGUUCUCCCCCUCUUCCUGCAACCAGGAACCCGAGCUCUCCGGAUAUAUGAUAGCGCCAACCUAAGCAGCCAGGACAUGAUCAGUAUCUUCCAAGUAAUACCGGAUCUCAAGAUACUUCAGCUACGGAACGCAAUUCAGUUCAAGAACGAGGUCAUGAGCUAUCUCUUGGACAGACCAACAAAGCUCGAGGUCUUGUCCCUGCAUGGAUGCAAUCUCAUCACAACUGAACUGUGGGAAAGGUUCUUUGUCGAGAAGGGGCAAAAUCUGCACACCCUGCAGGUUUAUCGAUGCGGCGAUUACUUUACAGACACACUGGUUGCGAAAGCAGUUGAGCACUGUCCAAACCUCAAGCGACUCAAGCUACAGGAAAACUUGAACGUCACCUACGCAAGCCUGGAGUCACUGCAGUCCCUCAGCAAACUGGAACACUUAAGUCUCAAGCUAUGGAAUCAGGAUAUACCUAACCCUGCUCUCGUCUCCCUUAUCGAUGCGCUGGGCUCAAAGCUUCAGACUCUGUCUCUGAAGUUGGUCGAAGAUGCCAACGAUACUGUUUUGCAAGCGAUCCACCGGAAUUGCAAAAGCCUUUCGAAACUGCGCAUUACCGGCUCCAAGGCGUUUACAGAUGACGCCCUCAUGAGGCUCUUCACGAACUGGGCAAACCCUCCGCUGCGGUUCGUUUCGUUCGAGAAUUGCCGGAGCAUGACACAUGGAGAGAAUCUUGAAGAGGUUGGUCUUUGCGACAAGGGCUUUGGCGCUUUGAUGGCGCAUUCGGGACGCAAGAUACAGCACAUCAACGUUGAAUCAUGUCGCCACAUUUCAGCGGCGGCCUUUUUGGCUGCCUUUGACCAGGACAAGACGUACCCAGACCUCGAGACUAUCGAGAUCAGCUUCUGCGAGAAUGUCACGGAUUUCAUCGUCGGCAGCAUUUUCAGGAGCUGUCCCGCCCUGAAGUGGAUAAAAGUUUUUGGCUGCAUGAAAGUCAAGGACGUGCUUGUUCCGCGCGGACGGAUCUUGAUUGGCGUGCCUACCGCUGCUGGAAUGCAGAUUGAGGGUUAUGCUUAAGAGAGGCAUGUUGUCGAGCAACCUAAUGACUUGCUUUUGAAUUUGAAGUUCAACAUUGUUAUGGUUUACAUUUGCUAGAUAUUCCCACUGCGAUAAUCUUGGUGUUCAUGGCUGCGCAUUGGAGGGACAACAGCACCCGACUUAUUCAUCGCGACUUAUUCCUAAACUAUGCUCAGAAGACAGUUUUUUCCGGAGCAAUAACGAACACAUAUCUCAUCGGACAGGGCAAUUUGGUUUUCCUUCGCACCACUGAUUUUUAUCAGCAAAAUCGAUCAGGCACCAUAGAGUCGCAAGGCAUUGAAACAUCAAACUGAAAAUGAAAAUCGUGGUAUCAUUCCGCUCCGCCCCAGCCAUAUACGUGGUAUCGUAGUAAUACAUUACAAGUGAAAAUCCCCUGAAACCCCAACUCCAUAAAUGACAUUCGUUACCCAUAU